This is a messenger RNA of Vigna umbellata (rice bean), 644 nucleotides long. RefSeq lists its product as uncharacterized. The record is from RefSeq and is a predicted model, not a curated record. NCBI's taxonomy places the organism in Eukaryota, Viridiplantae, Streptophyta, Magnoliopsida, Fabales, Fabaceae.
AUCUUUGCUCUUCCUAUAAAUACAUUAACCAUUGCCAUUGUUCUGCAUACUCUGUUCUCUCUUUUCUACGUGUAACCAUGGCACUCACACGUGCCAUCUUGGUGCUAGCCAUUUUCUUCACUCUGGUAGCAAUAUCGACGUCUCAAGCUCCCUCUCCUGCACCUACAUCUUUCACUCUCCCCUCGCAAAUGUCCCCAACCACCUCACCAACUCCUACACCUUCCCAAAGCCCAAGCCCAAGCCCAGGCCCAUCCACCACUUCAUCGCCGCCUUCACCUUUUACUCUCUCUCCUAUUUCACCCUCACCCACUCCAUCUCCUUCAUCAGCAUCUGCUGAUUAUGUGCCUGCAAGACCCAGCAACGCGUUUCUUCGUGGAACCAGCUUCUUCAUGCUACCUUCACCCAUUUUCGCGGCUGCUGCAAUGCUUCUUCUCUGAGCUAACACAUACUCGUUCACUCAACUCUGUGUAGGCUUGAAUCAAUAACUGAGACAUGAUUUUUGUUCUGUUCUUUAUAAGCUACUCUGCUAUUUUAUUCUGUAGAUGAUUCUUGGAUAAUAAGUUGGUAUUUGCUAAUUACUAUAUCGUACGAGUAUUGUACGAUUUAUGAUGCCACUCAAAAUUUACGAUUUUACCUACGAAUGC